Messenger RNA from Scatophagus argus, 2279 nucleotides. Its product is annotated as neuronal acetylcholine receptor subunit alpha-3-like. The transcript has 7 exons. Gene Ontology annotation, cellular component: postsynaptic membrane; synapse; neuron projection. The coding region runs from base 203 to 1912 and encodes 569 amino acids. NCBI's taxonomy places the organism in Eukaryota, Metazoa, Chordata, Actinopteri, Scatophagidae. The record is from RefSeq and is a predicted model, not a curated record. Gene Ontology annotation, biological process: chemical synaptic transmission; signal transduction; nervous system process. Gene Ontology annotation, molecular function: transmembrane signaling receptor activity; acetylcholine-gated monoatomic cation-selective channel activity.
GACGCAGGGGCAGAGGGAGGGGGAAAGGCGGGACGUGCAGAAGUUGCUCAUGUUGGCUGGGCGCACCGCGAGUCCAAGCUCUCCAGGCUCGGGAGCGCUGUAUUCUUGAAGGGUCAAAUACGUCUGUAGUAGCUUAGUGACAAGGCUUUAAUCAUCGUCAUAACAUUUUUCAAAGAAAGCAUCUCCAAGCGCCGAUGUAUCGAUGAAUUUCUCCGGGAAACUGACAACCGUCCUCCUGCUGGUGCUCCUCGCAGCGCAAGGCUGUUUUUCAUCUAAAGGGGAGGAUAGAUUAUUUCGAAGGUUGUUCAGGAGGUAUAACCAGUUCAUCCGACCAGUGGAGAAUGUAUCUGAUCCAGUCACGGUGGAGUUUGAGGUCUCUAUAUCGCAACUGGUCAAAGUGGAUGAGGUGAAUCAGAUUAUGGAAACCAAUCUGUGGCUGAGACAUGUCUGGAACGACUAUAAACUGAAAUGGGCCCCCGCUGAAUAUGAUGGGAUUGAGUUCAUACGAGUUCCAUCGAAUAAGAUUUGGAGGCCAGACAUUGUUUUGUAUAACAAUGCUGUGGGUGACUUCCUUGUGGAGGACAAGACCAAGGCUCUGCUGAAGUUUGAUGGCACCAUCACCUGGGUUCCUCCGGCUAUUUUCAAAUCCUCCUGCCCCAUGGACAUCACCUACUUCCCCUUUGACUACCAGAACUGCUCCAUGAAGUUUGGCUCCUGGACCUACGACAAGGCCAAGAUUGACCUGGUGCUCAUUGGCUCGAAGGUGAACCUGAAAGACUUCUGGGAAAGUGGAGAGUGGGAGAUCAUUGAUGCACCAGGAUACAAGCAUGACAUCAAGUACAACUGCUGCGAGGAGAUCUACCCGGACAUCACCUACUCCUUCUACAUCCGCCGCCUGCCUCUCUUCUACACCAUCAACCUCAUCAUCCCCUGCCUCCUCAUUUCCUUCCUCACAGUUCUGGUCUUCUACCUCCCGUCUGACUGUGGAGAGAAGGUCACCUUGUGUAUCUCCGUCCUCCUCUCCCUAACUGUGUUCCUGCUGGUCAUCACUGAGACCAUCCCUUCGACAUCGCUCGUCAUCCCUCUGAUUGGCGAGUACCUCCUCUUCACCAUGAUUUUUGUCACGCUCAGCAUCGUCAUCACUGUUUUUGUGCUGAAUGUCCACUACCGCACCCCAAUGACUCACACUAUGCCAGAGUGGGUGAGGGCUGUGUUUCUUGGGGUGCUCCCCAGGGUGAUGUUGAUGAGGAGGCCUAUUGACCAGGGCUGCUCCGCCCCUGCCAGUAUUACAGGAGGGACGGGUGGAGGAGGAGGAGGAGUAGGGACCAGUGGAGGGAACAAGAAGAGAAAGAACAGCACAGGAGGAGGAAGUAGUUCAGGGAGUGUGAGUGUUGGGGGUAUAACUGGGGGUGUGGCAUGUCCACCGCUGGAUGGAACGGCAGCAGGAGGGGGAGGGGCCACUUCAGCUGGUGGCUCCAUGAACUGUGUGGAAUAUGGCGAGAUGAACCGUGACAUGAACCGGGAUAUGAACAGAAGGUGCCCCUAUAGGGGCAAGGAGGUACCGACUCCUGUCCCUCCCCCAGUGGUGCCACCUCCUCCACCCCAGGCACCCCAGACACAGGGGCCCCAGGAGUCAGAACUGCCCAAGCUGCCAAGGUCCCUGAAUGCCCCCUCACCCGUCAGCGCUGUUGUUGCCUUCUCUGUGGUGUCGCCAGAGAUCAAGCAGGCCAUAGAGAGUGUGAAGUACAUCGCAGAGAACAUGAGGACUCGCAACAAAGCCAAAGAGGUGGAGGAUGAUUGGAAGUACGUCGCAAUGGUCAUUGACAGGAUCUUCCUGUGGGUUUUUGUGACCGUCUGUGUGCUGGGAACACUGGGACUCUUCCUCCAGCCGCUCAUCAGCUUCUUGAAAUGAGACGCUUGUCUUUGUCAUUUCUCUUUCUCUGUCUUUUUGUCUACUUCUGUCUAUGUCUGCACCUCACUUGAAUUAGCCCUCCUGCAGCUCUUUCACAUCAAACACUGGGCUGUCUUCUCUCUCCUUUUCUGGCGUUUAGUCUCCUCUUUCUGUCUCUUGCUCUUCUCUGGGACUCCAUCAUCAGCCAUCACUUCUAGCCCUCAGCCGUCUCUUUCCUCACAUGACUUACCCUGAUUUCCCCAUUUCUCCUUUGCCUUGCCCUGUCAAUGUGCACGCGAUCCUCCUCCCCAUUGCUGUUCUUUCUGACGUGAUUAUCACAUCUGUUCUCCUUUCCUUUUCUCGGUUUCUUGUCCUCUUGACCUGUACC